Messenger RNA from Mytilus trossulus (common blue mussel), 1825 nucleotides. RefSeq lists its product as uncharacterized. The transcript has 2 exons. NCBI's taxonomy places the organism in Eukaryota, Metazoa, Mollusca, Bivalvia, Mytilida, Mytilidae. Bases 353 to 1171 code for a protein of 272 amino acids. The record is from RefSeq and is a predicted model, not a curated record.
CUGUUGUUUACCUUCCUGUUAGACGGUGGGAAGACAUACAAAUGUGUACGUCUAAUAUUGUAAAUUUAACAAUGACAAUCGGAAAAAAAAGAAUUGAAAUAGCUGACUGCCAGAGGAACAUAAUGAACAUCAAGAAACUAGACAAAAUCUCCAGUCAUUUAAUGCUACGAAGGAGCUAGAUAAAUAAGUUUCAAACAAAGUAUAAUUCAUAAAAUCCAUGUCCGAAACUUCAGAGUUUAAAGAAAUGAAUCCGUAUUAUCAAUAAUACCGCUACACGAAAUUUUAUUUCCGAGACAUACAGUUAAAAGGCGUUCCUAUUGAGGCAAGACCAUGUGAUGUUGUUUCCAAAAAGAUGGAUUACCAACAGGCACAAAUGGUGCUCCAGUACAGUUCAUCAAUGUCAGUGGAAAAUAUCAAUCUGAAGUUAGAUAUCAAUUUAGAUAAUACGGGAUUCUGUAAAUGGGGUUGUUGCAUGUUACCCGAUGGAAAAUUUGCAUUUACGGAGACAUUAAACAAUCUUGUCAGAGUAUUAAACACUGACGGAUCAAAAGAUUUUGAAGUGAAAACAAAAUAUAGGGCAUUUGAUAUAGCUUACAUAAAUGUAGACAACACACUAGCUGUAACAUCAGGUACUAUUGGAAGGUGUAUUACCAUUAUUGACCUACAGAAAAAACAAAUUAAGAAAGAAAUAUUUGGUGAUUCAAAUUAUCACGGUUUAGCAGUAAUGGACCACUUGCUCAUCUGCUCAGUAGAUAAAGAAGGAAUACAGAGGUUUAAUCCAAACGACAACUUAAACAGCAUUAUAGUUCAAGAGGAAUUUCCUAAAAUGUGUUACAUUGCUACAUUUGAUGAUAAAAUAUACCACACAAAUAACAAAACCAACUCUGUUACAUGUUAUGAUUUACAUGGCAACGUACAAUGGACAUUUGAGAAGGACAGUGUUCUUAAAAGACCGUUUGGGAUCUCUGUAGACAAUGAUGGUAAAGUAUACGUGUUAGGGAGGUUAUCUACCAAUGUUGUAGUCAUAUCUGCUGAUGGACAAUACCACAAAGAAAUACUUACAUCCAGUGAUGGUCUCUUUGAACCCUUGUCUCUGUAUUACAAUAGAAGUACAAAUCAGUUACUAGUUUCCAAUAAUAACCAGAGAGCAAUGCUUUUUUCUUUAAUUUGAAUAAACACUAGUAUUUAUUACACUGACUUUAUUUAGUUUUUGUCAAACCUGCGACUUCUGUCGAAGAAAAAGAACAAAUCGAUAGUGAAAGUGCAGUGGCGACGACGCUUGGCUGAACGACGGCGUUUACCAAUAGCUACUACUUGAAAGCCUGAUAUUUCGGAAGGUCGAAGGCCUACUUUGGAUAUAUAUAUGCCAUAUGUGAUAAAGUUUCCGUCUAACUGAUAGUGUUCAUUGGUCUUGACCUCAUUUUCAUGGGUUAGGGACAACUUCUUAAUUCCUAAUUAUGAGUAAUACGAUAACUUUAUUUUGUAUGUGCGUAACUUGCAAUUUUUCGUUAUCAAUUCCAUAUCUCAGAUACUAUAAGUAAUAGGUCAACUAUAUUUGGUGUAUGGGUUGAUUGUAAGGUGUAUAUGUUUAACUGGCAGAUGUCUAGUGGUUAACGUUCAAUUUUGGUGUUGCAGACUGUUUAUCUGAUACUGUAUACAAUUGGCCAACUAUAUUUGGUGAAUAUAGUUUAUGAUGUGCAUGUCAGUCUGAAAGGUUUUAUUUGACCUCAUUUUAACGAUUAAGUGCUCAAUGUUUUUUUCUUAAAUUUUAAGUAUUAAGUCGUCUGUGUUUUAUGUAUAGAAUGAUUUAAAGGUGUAUAAUAAU